Molecule: messenger RNA, 3266 nt
Organism: Phyllostomus discolor (pale spear-nosed bat)
Lineage: Eukaryota; Metazoa; Chordata; Mammalia; Chiroptera; Phyllostomidae
Gene: DNM1
Product: dynamin 1
Exons: 22
Coding region: 91-2685 (864 amino acids)
Cellular component (GO): membrane; microtubule; cytoplasm
Molecular function (GO): GTPase activity; microtubule binding; GTP binding
Source: RefSeq, a predicted model, not a curated record
AGGCAGUCGAAGCGCGCGGCUGCAGCGGCGGAGCCUGAGCCCGGAGCCGGAGCCGCGGCCGGAUCGCAGCCCGCGGGGCCCGCCGCAGCCAUGGGCAACCGCGGAAUGGAAGAUCUCAUCCCGCUGGUCAACCGGCUGCAGGACGCUUUCUCCGCCAUCGGCCAGAACGCUGACCUCGACCUGCCUCAGAUAGCCGUGGUGGGCGGCCAGAGCGCGGGCAAGAGCUCGGUGCUGGAGAAUUUCGUAGGCAGGGACUUCCUGCCCCGAGGAUCUGGCAUCGUCACCAGACGCCCCCUGGUCCUGCAGCUGGUCAAUGCCACCACAGAAUAUGCCGAGUUCCUGCACUGCAAGGGGAAGAAAUUCACCGACUUCGAGGAGGUGCGUCUGGAGAUCGAGGCUGAGACCGACCGGGUCACAGGCACCAACAAAGGCAUCUCGCCGGUGCCCAUCAACCUCCGCGUCUACUCGCCGCACGUGCUGAACCUGACCCUGGUGGACUUGCCCGGAAUGACCAAGGUCCCGGUGGGAGACCAACCUCCCGACAUCGAGUUUCAGAUCCGGGACAUGCUCAUGCAGUUCGUCACCAAGGAGAACUGCCUCAUCCUGGCCGUGUCCCCGGCCAAUUCCGACCUGGCCAACUCCGAUGCCCUCAAGAUCGCCAAGGAGGUGGACCCUCAGGGUCAGCGCACCAUCGGCGUCAUCACCAAGCUGGACCUGAUGGACGAGGGCACGGACGCCCGAGACGUGCUGGAGAACAAGCUGCUGCCCCUGCGCAGAGGCUACAUCGGGGUGGUGAACCGGAGCCAGAAGGACAUCGAUGGCAAAAAGGACAUCACGGCCGCCCUGGCGGCCGAACGCAAGUUCUUCCUGUCCCACCCAUCCUACCGACACUUGGCUGACCGGAUGGGCACACCCUACCUGCAGAAGGUCCUCAACCAGCAACUGACCAACCACAUCCGGGACACGCUGCCGGGGCUGCGGAACAAGCUGCAGAGCCAGUUGCUGUCCAUUGAGAAGGAGGUGGAAGAGUACAAGAACUUCCGUCCUGACGACCCGGCACGCAAGACCAAGGCCCUGCUGCAGAUGGUCCAGCAGUUCGCCGUGGACUUUGAGAAGCGCAUCGAGGGCUCGGGGGACCAGAUCGACACCUACGAACUGUCGGGGGGAGCCCGCAUCAACCGCAUCUUCCACGAGCGCUUCCCCUUUGAGCUGGUCAAGAUGGAGUUCGACGAGAAGGAGCUCCGAAGGGAGAUCAGCUAUGCCAUUAAGAAUAUCCAUGGCAUCAGAACGGGGCUCUUUACCCCAGACAUGGCCUUUGAGACCAUUGUGAAAAAGCAGGUGAAGAAGACCCGAGAGCCGUGUCUCAAGUGUGUGGACAUGGUUAUCUCGGAGCUAAUCAGCACCGUUAGACAGUGCUCCAAGAAGCUCCAGCAGUACCCCCGGCUGCGAGAGGAGAUGGAGCGGAUCGUGACCACCCACAUCCGGGAGCGCGAGGGCCGCACCAAGGAGCAGGUCAUGCUCCUCAUCGACAUCGAGCUGGCGUACAUGAACACCAACCACGAGGACUUCAUCGGCUUUGCCAAUGCGCAGCAGAGGAGCAGCCAGAUGAACAAGAAGAAGACCUCAGGCAACCAGGAUGAGAUUCUGGUCAUCCGGAAGGGCUGGCUGACCAUCAACAACAUCGGCAUUAUGAAGGGAGGCUCCAAGGAGUACUGGUUUGUGCUGACCGCCGAGAACCUGUCCUGGUACAAGGAUGACGAGGAGAAAGAGAAGAAAUACAUGCUGUCCGUGGACAACCUGAAGCUGCGGGACGUGGAGAAGGGCUUCAUGUCCAGCAAGCACAUCUUCGCCCUGUUUAACACGGAGCAGAGGAAUGUCUACAAGGAUUAUCGGCAGCUGGAACUGGCCUGCGAGACACAGGAGGAGGUGGACAGCUGGAAGGCCUCUUUCCUGCGGGCUGGAGUGUACCCCGAGCGUGUGGGGGACAAGGAGAAGGCCAGCGAGACCGAGGAGAAUGGCUCGGACAGCUUCAUGCACUCCAUGGACCCACAGCUGGAGCGGCAGGUGGAGACCAUCCGGAACCUGGUAGACUCGUACAUGGCCAUCGUCAACAAGACCGUGCGGGACCUGAUGCCUAAGACCAUCAUGCAUCUGAUGAUCAACAACACCAAGGAAUUCAUCUUCUCGGAGCUGCUGGCCAACCUGUACUCGUGCGGGGACCAGAACACACUGAUGGAGGAGUCGGCCGAGCAAGCGCAGCGGCGAGACGAGAUGCUGCGCAUGUACCACGCGCUGAAGGAGGCUCUCAGCAUCAUCGGCGACAUCAACACGACCACUGUCAGCACGCCCAUGCCCCCUCCCGUGGACGACUCCUGGCUGCAGGUGCAGAGUGUACCGGCUGGACGCAGGUCACCCACGUCCAGCCCAACGCCGCAGCGCCGAGCCCCCGCCGUGCCCCCAGCCCGGCCCGGGUCGCGGGGCCCUGCUCCUGGGCCUCCGCCUGCUGGGUCCGCCCUGGGGGCGGCGCCCCCCGUGCCCUCCAGGCCGGGGGCUUCCCCUGACCCCUUCGGCCCUCCCCCCCAGGUGCCCUCGCGCCCCAACCGUGCCCCGCCUGGGGUCCCCAGCCGAUCGGGUCAGGCAAGUCCGUCCCGUCCUGAGAGCCCCAGGCCCCCCUUCGACCUCUAACCAGAUCCCUUCUCUUCCUCGGAGACUUCCCUCUCCAAGCCUGCCUGGACGGCUGCUCUGUGACCUGGCAGUGGCUCCCCAAGCCUCCCCCUCCAUCUGUGACUUAGUCCAUUGUAGUGGUGAGCUGACACACCCAGCGUGACGUUGGUGAAACUCGUGCCCCUCUGUGGUGUUUCUCCUGCCCUGUUCUAUAAAUAUCUAUAAAUACUUAUAUAUAUAUACAUAUAUAUAUACACACGCGCACACGCACACACACACAUACACACACACAUGAAUAUAUAUGGCUGGCACAGCCUCACCCCUUGUGCUGGGAGUUACCGUGCUUGUCUUUGAGGAGUCUUGUGGCCCAACUGCAAGGAAACACUGUCACCCUACCAUCCUCCUCCAAAGCGUGCCACCUCCGAUGAGCUUCCCUGUCAUGCCGGCCUGUGGACAGCCACCCCCUUUCUGCCCCCCAGCCCAUCUUUCCCCCCUUGUGUGCGGGGGCGCUGUCCCGGCAGCUGCGUGGUUCUCUGACCGCUACCAGUCUUGCUGUCUCUUGGCUGAGAAUAAAACCCAUUUCUGGACGAUGGGGAACUGUG